AUGAAGACACCCACAGUCUUGGUUCUGGUGGCUUUGAUCACCAUAGUGAUGGACAUUCCCUGUGCUCUAUCUUCUACCAAAGGGUUACAGAAAUCUGGAGCUUGUCCCAAGCUACCUCCAGAUACUUUUGGAACUUGUGUUGAGAGAUGCUCGGGAGAUGGAUCAUGCCCUGGGGAAAUGAAGUGCUGCAGCAAUGGGUGUGGUCAUGUCUGCAAAUCUCCUGUCUUUGAAGGUCGGGAUGUGUCCAUGAGAAAGGAGCUGGACGAAAUGGCAGCAGGACGCUGGGAUACAUGA
Molecule: messenger RNA, 294 nt
Organism: Cricetulus griseus (Chinese hamster)
Lineage: Eukaryota; Metazoa; Chordata; Mammalia; Rodentia; Cricetidae
Source: RefSeq, a predicted model, not a curated record